Molecule: messenger RNA, 1648 nt
Organism: Jaculus jaculus (lesser Egyptian jerboa)
Lineage: Eukaryota; Metazoa; Chordata; Mammalia; Rodentia; Dipodidae
Gene: Dleu7
Product: deleted in lymphocytic leukemia 7
Exons: 2
Coding region: 1-636 (211 amino acids)
Source: RefSeq, a predicted model, not a curated record
AUGGCCAGCCCCGCGCCCUUAGUGGCUUCCAUCGGCCACCAAAUGGUGGCCCUGCAGACCCUGCAGCUGCUGCAGCAGGAGUGGGGCUGGGGGGAAGGGCCCGGGGCCCCGGGGAGCCCGCGAGGCCCGGACCACGUGCCCGUCGCCCCGAUUGGGCGCUCAGGCCAGUUGCGGGCCCGGCGGGCACCCGGGAGCGAAGAGGGGGCAGCGGCGUGGGUCAGCUCCCCCGAGACGGAGGCCGUGCGGGGCGCCGAGGGGGGCGCCGAGCUGCUCCCUUUCCCCCGGGACAGCCGGCCCUGCACCCUGGCCAGGAUGGCCAUGCGCAGUGCGCUGGCCCGCGUGGUGGACUCGACCUCGGAGCUGGUCAGCGUGGAGCAGACGCUGCUGGGACCUCUCCUGCAGGAACGGUCCUUCCCCAUCCACCUGAAGGACAGUGUUGAGUUUAGGAACAUCUGCAGCCACCUGGCUCUGCAAAUUGAAGGGCAGCAGUUUGACAGAGACUUGAACGCUGCUCACCAGUGCUUGAAGACAAUCGUCAAGAAGUUGAUUCAGUCACUUGCUAAUCUGCCUUCGGAUGCCCAUGUGGUCGCCUGCGCUUCCUUGAGACAGAUCCUACAGAAUCUCCCUGAUGUAUGAGUCUGACGGACGUCGGAAUUGAAGCCACAGUUGGCUUUGUUUAGGAGAACUGGAUAUUCUACCUUUCUAAAUGACUCAGCCCAGAGUGGAUGUUUUUGUUCUCCUGAAGGAGACGUGAUAGCACAUGUUAAAGUCUGCCACCAGCGCCUGUAGCUUUCAGAACUAGAUGGCAGUGAACACUUUUUAAAGUUGUAGUUUACAUUGUUAAGUAUGUUGAUGUAUUUGCUGACUUAUUGAUUGAAAGACACUUAAUGUUGUGGAGCUAAUUGGAUUAUAUAGUAUGAAUCCAUAUUAAGCAUUAGUUUGGACUGAAUGAUACCUUAAUCUAUAUUUGUAUUAAUGUAGGCUCUAAGGCUUAAUAUGGUUAUUUAUAUGAUAAAAGCCCCAUGGUUCUUAAAAUUAUCUUGAACAAAAGGGACAUUUGAUAAUUGACAUAUUCUGUUUGCUGGACACUUCUUGUUAGGCUAUAAGAAUGAUCUUUAGUUGUAGGACUACAUGUGUCAGUAAUUAUGAGUUCCAAUCCUGGCAUUAAUCACAUCAUUGGGAAGGAAGCAUUGCUUCUAGGCCUUGUGCUGCCAUAUACUGGUUUAUAAAUCUAAAAUGAUCAUGAACUAUGAAGUACCAAGGUUAUAUGAUAUGUAAAUAUACGGUACAGUACUAUUAAAGUCUCGUGUGGGAACAUCUAGCCUUUCUUGCUGGCUCUAAAUAUUCCGAGUGAUGUGGGAAAGUGUUGUGAAGAAAUGGAGAGAGUGGAUAUGCUGGCAGGAUUCCCUGAACAUUUACACAUGUAGAGCUGGGAAUAGAUUACUGUAUUUUUUGUAACAACAAUCUGAACAUACUUAGGAAAGAUGAUUUCCUAUUUUUCAAUAAUGACUGUAUUUAGAAACUAUAAAAUGACAUGCUACUUCUCUUUUAAAAGUUUAUAGUAGAAACAGUGUCAUGUUUGGGGGAAAAAAUUAAGGUGUAUGUGUUGGCUUGUUUCUUAAAAGAAGUAAAAACUAGGUCUGUGUUA